Molecule: messenger RNA, 2211 nt
Organism: Camelina sativa (false flax)
Lineage: Eukaryota; Viridiplantae; Streptophyta; Magnoliopsida; Brassicales; Brassicaceae
Biological process (GO): positive regulation of DNA-templated transcription
Cellular component (GO): nucleus
Molecular function (GO): transcription cis-regulatory region binding; DNA-binding transcription factor activity
Source: RefSeq, a predicted model, not a curated record
AUGAACGGAGAAACCAAUUCAGCUAAUGGUUCGAAUGAAAACGGGAUGAUAGCAUCAACCAUCAAUUCAGAUGGUGGCAAUUCUCAUGGGCGGGCUCCAAAGAAGGUUAAGCUCAGAUGGAAAGAUGAGCUUCAACAAAAAUUUCUUGAAGCCAUUGACCACAUCGGUCUUCGCAAGGCUAUGCCCAAGACGAUCCAAGAAUUCAUGAACGUGAAAGGCAUAACAAGAACUCACAUUGCCAGCCAUUUGCAGAAGUACAGAAGACACUUGAAAAAGAUUAAGCAAAAGACCAAGAGAGCCGAAAUCGCAAAAAGAAUAAAUAGGGAACUCACCAGGUCUGCAUCAUCCGGCUUACUUACCCUACAAGGCUCCUACAAAUGCACACAACUGAGCAUGGAAAAUCUGUUCAAAUCCCAGCUCGGCCAUAGUGGUGGUCAGUCGAGCCUUAUUCUGAACAAGAGUGCCUCUAGAAACUACAUGAUGCAACAAACAAGAUCCAACUUGUUGCCUGUGGGAGGAGGUCGCGUGUUGCCUUUGAACAACGAAAUGAGAAGCUUUUCGGCAACACCUCAAGUGUCUCGAGUUCCUGGGCUUGGACAAUAUGGUACACCAAAUGGUUCUUUGGGUAUGCAAAGCAACUACACUGGGAUGAAUGUAGAUGCAAAUGGAAAUCUACUUGGAGCUGAUGGAGCCGGCCGAGUUGAUGGUAAUGCUUAUGGCUCUCCUGGUGCCAUGAACUUGGAUGUCAAUAACAAUCCGAUUCUUCCUUCUAAAUUUGGAAAGUCUUUAUCCAACGGUGGUCAGACGCAGAGCAAUUUGCUUGCACAAAUGGGUGCUUGGGCUUCUAGAAGCACCUUGGGGACAUCUCAAGCUCCUCGAAUUGGGCAAUAUGGUACAAGAAAUGAUGUUUACAACGCUGGGAUCAAUACAAAUGAAUGUAUAGAUUUGACUGGACUUGGUGGAGCAAGAUCUAAUGGCACUCCUGGUGAAAAUGUGGGCACAAUGAACAAUAACAUGACGAACCAUGGAAGUUCAACUUCGAGGCUUUCUUCCCCAUUUUCAUCCUUUUUUGCCAGCGAGGAUCGGCUACAAAGAAAUUUGAAUGCGCAACUGGAUGGUCUGAUACCUAUACUAGAGAGUAUGAGCGUGAACAAUGAUGACAUUGGCAAUACAGUUAACUCCCAGUUUGAUCAGAAUCAGCAUAAAGGUCAAGUGAGUGCUGGAAACUCUGGAUUGUCCAAUGAUGUUUCUGAAGGAAGUGCAACUAGCAAUUCGAAAUUUGAUCACCAUCAAGAGCAAGUGGGUGUUGAAGAUUCUGAAUCGUCCAACGAUGCUCUUCUUGAGAAUAUAAUUAAUAAUUGGAGUAAUUUCGAUAAUUAUCAAGGUCAAGUGAGUGCUGGAAAUCAUGAACUGUCCAACACUGCUCUUCUUCAGAAGUUUACAAGCUGGAGCUUUAAUAACCAUCAAGAUCAAGUGGGUGCUGGAAAUCCUGAACUGUUCAACAAUGUUCUUCUGGAAGGGAAUGCCAUUAAUAAUUACCAUCAAGGUCAAGUGAGUGCUGGAAAUCCUAAUUUGCCCAAUGGUAUUGCUCUUGGAGAGAAUGUGAUUAAUAAUAACUGGAGCUAUGAUAACCAUCAGGGUCAAGUGAGUGCUGGAAAUUUUGGACUGUCCAACGAUAUUCUUCUUGAAGGAAAUGCAAUUAACAAUUGGAGCUUUAAUAACUAUCAAAGUCAAGUGAAUGUUGGAAAUUAUGAAUUGGCCAAUGGUGUUUUUCAAAAUGCAUUUGGUGAUGGGAGCUUUGAUACUCCUCAAGGUCAAAUGAAUGCUGGAUAUCCUGAAUUCGCCAACAAUGUUCUUUUUGAAAGGAGCAAUUGGAACUUGAAUGACACCCCUACUGAGGAAACAUUCAACUCUGUCGAUGCUAAUUCGAAAAUGUUCAUUCCUAAUCCCGGCAUGAACACAAUAACCCAGGAGGAACAAAGUAGGAAUGAACAAGCAUUGAGCUAUCUUGCUCUUAAUUCGGAGAUGUAUCUUCCUACUCCAAAUAUGAUCGCUAUCAAUCAGGAACAAGGUAGCGAUGAAUCAACAUUGAACUCUAUCGCUGCUAGUUCGGAGAUGCGUAUUCCUAGUCAUACUCCCGACAUGAGCACUCUCAAUCUGGUAACUAUAAAUAUCUUUUAUUUUGAAUUAUUUUCAUGUGAAAUGGCAUGA